Molecule: messenger RNA, 6042 nt
Organism: Sphaerodactylus townsendi
Lineage: Eukaryota; Metazoa; Chordata; Lepidosauria; Squamata; Sphaerodactylidae
Gene: DAAM1
Product: dishevelled associated activator of morphogenesis 1
Exons: 25
Coding region: 37-3300 (1087 amino acids)
Biological process (GO): actin cytoskeleton organization
Cellular component (GO): stress fiber
Molecular function (GO): actin binding; small GTPase binding
Source: RefSeq, a predicted model, not a curated record
UAGUGUCUAGAAAGGAGGGUCAGAAGGGCAUUAGCUAUGGCCCCCAGGAAAAGAAGUGGGCGAGGAAUUUCGUUCAUCUUCUGCUGCUUCCGAAGUAAUGACCAUCCAGAGAUCACAUACCGGCUGCGGAAUGACAGCAGCUUUGCCUUGCAAACCAUGGAGCCGGCCUUUCCCAUGCCUCCGGUGGAAGAACUGGACGUUAUGUUUAGUGAGCUUGUGGAUGAACUCGACCUUACGGAUAAGCACAGAGAAGCGAUGUUUGCACUCCCAGCUGAAAAGAAAUGGCAGAUUUACUGCAGCAAGAAAAAGGACCAAGAAGAAAAUAAAGGAGCUACAAGCUGGCCAGAAUUCUACAUUGAUCAGCUUAAUUCAAUGGCUGCUAGAAAAUCGUUGAUCGCUUUGGAAAAAGAAGACGAAGAAGAGAGAAACAAAACCAUAGAGAGCUUGAAAACUGCAUUGAGGACCAAGCCCAUGAGGUUUGUUACCAGAUUCAUUGACCUGGACGGCUUGACGUGCAUUCUGAAUUUCUUGAGGAGCAUGGACUAUGAGACGUCAGAGUCUCGAAUACAUACCUCUCUCAUCGGAUGCAUCAAAGCUCUGAUGAACAACUCUCUCGGGAGGGCGCAUGUUUUGGCCCACUCAGAGAGCAUCAAUGUAAUAGCUCAGAGUCUGAGCACGGAGAACAUUAAGACGAAGGUGGCAGUCCUGGAAAUCAUGGGUGCCGUGUGUCUGGUUCCCGGCGGUCACAAGAAGGUGCUGGAGGCCAUGGUGCAUUACCAAAAAUAUGCCAGCGAACGGACCCGCUUUCAGACAUUAAUAAACGACCUGGAUAGAAGUACAGGGCGCUAUCGAGAUGAAGUAAGCCUCAAGACGGCCAUUAUGUCCUUUAUCAAUGCGGUCCUAAGUCAAGGCGCAGGAGUGGAAAGUCUGGACUUCAGACUUCAUCUUAGAUACGAAUUUCUCAUGCUUGGGAUUCAGCCGGUCAUUGACAAAUUGAGAGAGCACGAAAAUUCCACGUUAGAUAGGCAUUUAGACUUCUUUGAGAUGCUCCGGAAUGAAGACGAGUUAGAGUUUGCCAAAAGAUUUGAGCUGGUCCAUAUAGAUACCAAAAGCGCUACCCAGAUGUUCGAACUGACGAGGAAGAGGCUGACUCACACGGAGGCAUACCCGCACUUUAUGUCCAUUCUUCACCACUGUCUCCAAAUGCCUUACAAGAGAAAUGGCAACACGGUUCAUUACUGGCUUCUGCUGGACCGUAUUAUACAACAAAUUGUCAUUCAAAAUGACAAGGGGCAGGAUCCCGAUUCAACACCCCUGGAGAACUUCAACAUUAAGAACGUCGUCCGAAUGUUGGUGAAUGAAAAUGAAGUCAGACAAUGGAAGGAGCAAGCGGAAAAAAUGCGAAAAGAACAUCAUGAGCUCCAGCAAAAGCUGGAGAAGAAGGAGCGCGAAUGUGAUGCCAAGACCCAGGAGAAAGAGGAGAUGAUGCAGACGUUGAAUAAGAUGAAGGAGAAGCUGGAGAAAGAGCUGGCGGAGCACAAGCAAGUGAAGCAGCAAGUGGUGGACCUCACGGCGCAGAUCCACGAACUCAGCCGGAGAGCAAUAUGCGCAUCAGUACCCGGGGGGCCCCCUCUACCGCCUGGGGCACCUGGGGGCCCCUUACCAACCUCUUCCAUGGGAUCUCUCCUCCCAAUCCCUCCACCACCACCGCCACCUGGAGGAAUGCUCCCCCCUCCGCCUCCACCCCCACCACCUCCUGGGGGUCCUCCCCCUCCACCGGGACCGCCUCCUCUAGGUGGCAUCACCCCCCCUCCAGGAGCACCUCUGGGAUCAGCAAUGAAGAGGAAAAAUAUCCCACAGCCCACAAACGCUCUCAAGUCCUUCAACUGGUCUAAGCUGCCAGAGAACAAGCUAGAAGGCACCGUGUGGACGGACAUAGACGAUGCAAAGGUAUUCAAGGUGCUGGAUCUCGAAGAUCUCGAGAGAACGUUCUCCGCUUACCAAAGGCAACAGGACUUCUUUGUGAACAAUAACUCCAAGCAGAAAGAAGACACCCUCGAUGAUGCUCUGAGUUCCAGGCAUAAAGUCAAGGAGCUAUCGGUCAUAGACGGUCGGAGAGCCCAGAACUGCAAUAUUCUCCUCUCAAGGCUGAAGUUAUCGAAUGACGAAAUCAAACGUGCAAUCUUGACGAUGGACGAGCAAGAGGACUUGCCAAAAGACAUGCUGGAGCAGCUCUUAAAAUUUGUUCCCGAGAAAGCAGACAUCGACCUCUUGGAGGAACACAAACAUGAGCUGGAUCGGAUGGCCAAGGCGGACAGGUUCCUCUUUGAAAUGAGCAGGAUAAACCAUUACCAGCAAAGGCUGCAGUCUUUGUAUUUUAAAAAGAAGUUUGCCGAGAGGGUUGCGGAAGUCAAACCCAAAGUGGAAGCCAUCCGCGCGGCUUCCAAGGAGGUGUUCCACAGCAAGAGCCUGAAGCAGCUCCUGGAGGUGGUCUUGGCCUUUGGCAACUACAUGAACAAAGGUCAAAGAGGAGAGCAGCCAGUACUUGGCUUUAAAAUCUCUCGAGCCUGGAACAAGAUCACAUGUGAUUACACGAAAUCCGCAAGCUUUGUCGACAAGAACAUUACCCUGCUGCACUAUCUCAUCACCAUCGUAGAAAAGAAAUACCCCAAAGUUCUCAACCUGCAUGAAGAACUGAAACAUGUCCCAGAGGCUGCCAAAGUCAACAUGACAGAGCUGGAAAAGGAAAUCGGCAACUUGAGGAGCGGUCUCAGAGCCGUGGAGACGGAGUUGGAGUACCAGAAAUCUCAGCCGUCCCACCCUGGAGACAAAUUCAUUACUGUUGUCAGCCAGUUUAUCACCUUGGCCAGCUUUGGUUUCUCGGACGUGGAGGAUCUUCUGGCGGAGGCCAAAGAGCUGUUCGCCAAGGCUGUAAAGCAUUUUGUGGAAGACGUGGGGAAAACCCAGCCCGAUGAGUUCUUCGGGAUUUUUGACCAGUUCCUCCAGGCUGUGACAGAAGCCAAACAAGAAAACGAAAACAUGAGGAAGAGGAAGGAAGAAGAAGAGCGGCGGGCACGCAUGGAGGCUCAGCUCAAAGAACAGCGCGAGAGGGAGCGCAAGGCCCGGAAGGCGAAAGAAAACAGCGAGGAAGGCGGGGAGUUCGACGACCUUGUCUCUGCCCUGCGGUCCGGCGAAGUCUUCGACAAAGACCUCUCCAAACUGAAACGCAAUCGCAAACGCAUCACCAAUCAGCUGGCGGACGGCAGCCGCGAGCGACCCAUCACGAAACUCAACUUCUGAAUUUCCUUUGGACGGAAGAGUGCGAGCGUGUUAGAAGGACUCUGUCGAGCAGCUGCGCUGAAAAGGCCCGUGUUUGCCUGUCUUGUGACUCGACCAAACGAGCUCUUCCCCCGUUCUCGUUUUGUGUGCGCGUGCUCGCGGAAGCGUGUGUGCGAAGGUGCCGUAAAUGAAUCUGGUUGGGCUGGUGGGUGUGGGGGUGUCGGGAAGUGUUUGUGAGUGUGUUUAUGCACACGUUCCCAGCUGCCUAAACCAGUGUUCCCCUUUCCUUUCCCUCCACCAAGAAAUAUUUUGAAACAGUAGCUUUUCCGCUGUCCAAACACAAGCAGUUUGAGAAAGAGAAGGUGAAAAAAAUUCCCACUGGAAAUCUCCGAAGCUUUCUAGUGGGAAAACAGACAAGAGGCAGGGGAUUCCGUUCACGAUGCUGUAUGUUUUUUCUUUCCUUUUAAAGGCCAGCCUGUGAGAUUCUGAUUUGUAUCAGAGUUCUGGCGCCCUUCUCUCCUCCCAAUAGUUCUUCCAACCCCAAAUGACCCUGCAGUGCGGGGGACGGGGGGAGCUUACACUUUUCAGUUCGGAUCCAAACUGGGGCCUUGCACCACCGUUUAAAGGGAAGAAAUGCUGACACGUUCCAUACGGUGAACUCCUACCGUCUUGUCUGGUUUGGACCUUACAAACCUGUAAACGGUUCUGUGGAUGAAAACAUGGGGGAGAUUUAAGUGGGAAAGGACGGGUGAAAUAGGGAGGCCGUAUGUAUGAACCUUGGUUGAGAAAAGCCGAGCGCGAGCCGUUGAAAUUAGGACCGCAGGCAGCUGAAAAUCCGUUAGAAACUCCUAAAUCAUUGCUGGUGAGAAUCGAAGUAAUUGGUUUGCGUUAUUCGAAACUUGAACUAUACCCUUCCCCUUCGUGGUGAUUGUUACCGGUUCCACCAUUCUUGUCUGUAACCCGCCCGCUCCAUCUCAACGGAUUUCUCUUCUGUCAUUGGUUUCCAGUGAGAUGCGUUUCCCCCCCACAAAUCCUCCUAAGCCUGCUAAAGAAAAUUUACCCAGAGGACGUUCUUCUUGCUGUGACAGUUCAUACGUGGGAAUUUGCUUAUUGUCUUGCCUGAGUUGGAUGGAGGAUGUUUUGUGCUUCUUUUUAAACUGGGAGGCAAAGAGCUCCAUGUUUUAAGUUCUCUCCCCCAGCCAUGGGACAAACUGUAUUCUCUGUAAAUAUAGGUCAGGAUUGAUUCUGUCUGGGCCGGUUCCGUUGCAUGGCAGCCCCUGGAGGGACUUGAGGGUUUAGACACAGGCUCACAGCUUAGGGGUCCCUUUGACACGCACACUAGACGUUCCCCCAUGCGCACAAACAUCAGUUAAAGCUGCAUUUUCAAUUCCUUCUCGUCAGAUGGACCGACUUACUAAACGGAUUAUGGCUUGGGGUGGGGCUACUACAACCAAAAUGGUUCUUAAGAGCCCCCAUCCCGAUGUUGUGAAUGUGUCCUCUGACAUAGCUUGCUCCCCCGUGAACACCACAGUGCCACACAGCCUGGAUUCUUUGCACAUGGAAUUGUGGCUUCAUUCCGGGAUUGCCCUGGAUUCAAAGGAGGAAGGUUAGACGCUGCUUUCUAGCAAAGGGAGUUUUGAAAGGGACUGCCAUCCGCUGACGUGUUGUUGUUUUUUUAGGGAUUUUAAUUUAUAAUGUAAAAGUAGCCAGAGGAAAAAGAAAGGCCAAAACCUUUUUUUUAAAUUUUUGUUUGUUUUGUUUCUUGAGACGUAUGUUUCGCUGUUCAUAUUUUGUCUUGCAAAUCUGUCAGCAGAACUACCUGUAAAGAGAUCGAUCCAAAAUUCUACUAAACCCAGAUUACUCAGGGAGUAAUUAAUAAUUUAAAAAUAGUAAUACAAAAAAAAAAGAAAUAAUUGGGACACUUUUUUUGAAAAAAAAAUGCCAAUACUAUAGCACGGCUUAAUAUUCUUAAAUUAUAGAGAAUAUAGACUGUUACUUUUUGUUCGUUUGCUUCCUUUUAUUUAUUUGUGGGUUUUCUCUUAAGUGAUUUUUAUACUAUCAUCGCUGUGUUGUGAUCCAAGAUGUAAUGGGGAUAUUGUGCAUUUGUGUGUGUUUUUCUUUUCCUGUGGAGGUUUUUUAGUUAAUCCCUGUUGCAUUUGUAGCCGUUUUGAAAUAUGCUGGUCUUGUAAAAGAUAUUGACCGGUGAGAAAUUCGGAUGACAUUUUUCCCCUUCAUGUACUGAACAUCAAUAUGUGGAGUUUUUCUUCACAGAUCCUGAUGUAGCACAGAAACUGUGUAGAGAGCUGUCCAAGAGAGAGUGUGCAUAAAAGCGUGUGCGUGUGUGCAUUUUCUUUUUACAACUCUAGCUCUUCUUCAAUUUUUGGAUGUGCCGCAUGCGCAGACGACUCUUCAAAUAGCUUGCGAAGCAGUUAGAAUGCAAAAGCCGAUUCUCCGAACCGCUGUGAAAUCUACCGAAUGUGCAAAGGCAGCACAUUUGCUAUAAAAGCUGGAAACGUAGUUGAUCUAUAACUGUUCCUUAACUAAAGUGCCUCUAUUUUUUUAUAUAAUUUUUUUUUUCUCCAUUUAUAGCCGGAAGAAAUUUGGCCAGAUUACGAUUAAAAGAACGGACUUUUCUUCAAAACGAGCUGGGACGGUCCAAUGAUUUGUAUUUAAUGGUUUUGAGAUUUUUUUUUCCUUAAAAACAAAACGUGUUUUGAAUUUGGAAACAAGACUAAUAAAAGAGGAAUGGGUGCUGUCUAAACA